Papaver somniferum (opium poppy) is the source of this 924-nucleotide messenger RNA. RefSeq lists its product as uncharacterized. The record is from RefSeq and is a predicted model, not a curated record. Gene Ontology annotation, biological process: sphingoid catabolic process. NCBI's taxonomy places the organism in Eukaryota, Viridiplantae, Streptophyta, Magnoliopsida, Ranunculales, Papaveraceae. Bases 105 to 707 code for a protein of 200 amino acids. Gene Ontology annotation, cellular component: endoplasmic reticulum. The transcript is spliced from 4 exons.
CACACCGAAGAAAAAGCCAUCCAAGCUCUACAACUACACAAACUGAUUUCAUCCAGAUAGAGAGAAAAAAAAACGAAAUUUCAAAAAAAAAAGAAGCCUUUUUGAUGGGAUUAUUUGAUCUUGAAAAGCAUUUUGCUUUCUAUGGAGCAUAUCAUAGUAACCCAAUAAAUGUUUUGAUUCAUAUGGUUUUUGUUUGGCCAAUUGCUUUCUCUCUUUCCGUUCUUCUCUAUUUCACACCAUCAAUUUUCAAUUUUCUUCCUCAGAUACACUUUUCUUUACUUGGGAAUGAUUUUCACUUGAUUUUCAAUCUUGGGUUUUGUUUAACUUUGAUUUAUUGCUUAUUUUACAUCUCUUUUGAUAUCAAAGCUGGUUCUCUAGCUGCUCUUAUUAUUGUUGGUUGCUGGAUUGGUGGGAGUGCUGUUGCUGUCAAGCUUGGAUAUUCUCUAGCUUGGAAGGUAGUGUUGGCAUCUCAAAUUUUCUGUUGGGCAGCACAGUUCAUAGGCCAUGGAGUUUUUGAGAAACGAGCUCCUGCUUUGUUGGACAACCUUUCACAAGCCUUUUUAAUGGCUCCAUUCUUUGUUCUGCUUGAGGCUCUUCACAUGUGCUGUGGUUACGAACCAUAUCCUGGCUUCUAUACGAGUGUGCAGGUAAAAGUAGAUGCUGAAAAACAACAGUUGGAAGCCAAGAAGUUGAAAAAAGUUGCUUAAAUUAUAAACAGUUAUCGUCCUAGGUUGAACUGUAAUUUGUACUUGGUGGUGUGAUUGUGCGCUUGAAUAUGUAAAUGUAAUGCAAGUGCCAGAGCUACAUUUGUAAUAUUUAAAGGUUCAUUGAAAUGGUUCCAGUAUAGGCUAACUCAGAACAUUUAGCAUUUGUAUACAAAGAUAAUUCUUACCCAUGUUUUUCAUCUACUUAGUUUUGCAUACA